AUGGCCCAGAAGAUGCUCACAACGCUCGACGACGAACUGGUCGUCGUCGAGAAGGAAAUAAUGGAGCUGGACGACCUUUAUCGGAGGACUGGCCAAGGAGUCGCCUUGACGGCCCAGGAAAAGGCGUUCGACAUUCGCCAAGAAAUCCUCCGACUCAAUGAAGCGCUUUUACACUUCCAACACAACUGCGUUAGUUUUUGA
Caenorhabditis auriculariae is the source of this 201-nucleotide messenger RNA. The record is from the annotation of a GenBank genome assembly. NCBI's taxonomy places the organism in Eukaryota, Metazoa, Nematoda, Chromadorea, Rhabditida, Rhabditidae.